Herpailurus yagouaroundi (jaguarundi) is the source of this 5098-nucleotide messenger RNA. It is a transcript of the gene SCAPER, whose product is annotated as S-phase cyclin A associated protein in the ER. Bases 395 to 4756 code for a protein of 1453 amino acids. The record is from RefSeq and is a predicted model, not a curated record. The transcript has 33 exons. Gene Ontology annotation, molecular function: zinc ion binding; nucleic acid binding. Lineage: Eukaryota; Metazoa; Chordata; Mammalia; Carnivora; Felidae.
UUCAUUCCAGCGCUCUAAUAGUCAUGACAAAGUAAGGAGAAUAGUUGCGGAGGAGGGUCGUACAGCAAGAAAUCUGAUAGCUUGGAGUGUUCCACUAGAAAGCAAAGAUGAUGAUGGAAAAUCUAAAUGUCAAACUGGUGGAAAAUCAAAGAGGACAAUUCAAGGCACACAUAAAAAUACCAAACAGAAUGUUGGAGUAGACUGUAAGAUAACAUCAUCUACAACUGGAGAUAAACACUUUGAUAAAAGUCCCACCAAAGCACGGCAUCCUCGGAAAAUUGAUCUAAGAGCUAGAUACUGGGCAUUUCUUUUUGACAAUCUUCGCCGGGCAGUAGAUGAAAUAUAUGAAACUUGUGAAUCAGAUCAGAGUGUGGUAGAAUGUAAGGAGGUGCUAAUGAUGCUGGAUAACUAUGUGAGAGAUUUCAAAGCAUUGAUUGACUGGAUUCAACUUCAGGAAAAGCUAGAGAAGACAGAUGCUCAAAGCAGACCAACUUCUUUGGCAUGGGAAGUAAAGAAGAUGUCUCCAGGACGUCAUGUGAUUCCAAGUCCAUCAACAGAUAGAAUAAGUGUAACAUCAAAUGCUCGAAGAAGUUUAAAUUUUGGGGGUUCACCUGGCACAGUAGCUGCUCCCCGUCUGGCUCCCACAGGUGUCAGUUGGGCUGACAAGGUAAAGGCUCAUCACACAGGCUCCCCUGCUUCUUCAGAUGUAUCACCUGCCCAGUCUUGUCCACCAAUAACAGUGCAGAAGACUUCCCGCAAAAAUGAACGGAAAGAUGCUGAAGGAUGGGAGACUGUUCAGAGGGGAAGGCCUGUUCGCUCACGAUCAACAGCAGUGAUGACAAAAGUUUCAGUAGCAACAGAAACAUUAAGGUCAAAGGAUGACAGUGAUAAAGAAAAUAUACAACUUUUACCUGAUGAAAGCAUUGAGAAAGGUGAAUUUGAUGGAGAUGGACCUUCUAAUACUAUAGAAUCUCGGUCCAAAGACUCAUUACACUCUUGUGACCAUCCUCUUGCUGAAAGAACCCAGUUCACAGUGAAUACAUUGGAUGAUGUCAAGAGCUCUCGCAGUAGUACUUUACAAGACCAUUCUCUGCGAACUUCUGAAAUACCUGCUGUUCACAUUGAUACAGAAUGUGUUUCAAUUAUUCAGCAAGCUGAUAUGCCUCCUUUGCAAGCAAAUGACAUAUUUUCAGCAGAGAAAGCAGGGAUAGAGAGUGAAAUGGACCCUUCAGAUAUUUCAAAUGUGAGUGCUGCUAACUUGUCCAUGGCAGAAGUUCUUGCUAAAAAAGAAGAGCUAGCAGAUCGUCUAGAAAAGGCCAAUGAAGAAGCUAUUGCUAGUGCUAUUGCUGAAGAGGAGCAGUUAACCAGAGAAAUUGAAGCAGAAGAAAACAACGAUAUUAAUAUUGAAACUGACAACGACAGUGACUUCUCUGCCAGCAUGGGCAGUGGGAGUGUAUCUUUCUGUGGUAUGUCUAUGGACUGGAAUGAUGUCCUUGCAGAUUAUGAAGCUCGUGAAACUUGGCGCCAAAAUACAUCCUGGGGGGAUAUUGUAGAGGAGGAACCUGCUAGACCUCCAGGCCAUGGAAUUCACAUGCAUGAAAAACUUUCCUCACCAUCUCGUAAAAGAACAAUUGCAGAAUCUAAGAAAAAACAUGAAGAAAAACAAAUGAAAGCACAGCAGCUAAGGGAAAAGUUACGUGAAGAGAAAACAUUAAAGCUUCAGAAAUUAUUAGAAAGGGAGAAAGAUGUCCGGAAGUGGAAGGAAGAAUUAUUAGAUCAACGACGCAGGAUGAUGGAAGAGAAAUUACUUCAUGCUGAAUUUAAACGAGAGGUGCAGUUACAAGCAAUUGUUAAAAAAGCACAAGAGGAAGAAGCUAAGGUAAACGAAAUUGCCUUCAUAAAUACCCUUGAAGCCCAGAAUAAGCGCCAUGAUGUCUUAUCAAAAUUGAAGGAAUACGAGCAGAGGCUUAAUGAAUUACAGGAAGAACGUCAGCGAAGACAGGAAGAAAAACAAGCACGUGAUGAAGCUGUUCAGGAACGUAAAAGAGCACUAGAGGCAGAACGGCAGGCCCGUGUAGAAGAAUUGUUAAUGAAAAGGAAAGAACAAGAAGCCCGAAUUGAACAACAGAGGCAAGAAAAGGAAAAAGCCCGUGAGGAUGCAGCCCGAGAAAGAGCUAGAGAUAGGGAAGAGCGAUUGGCUGCACUCACAGCUGCUCAACAAGAAGCAAUGGAAGAGCUUCAAAAAAAAAUUCAGCUUAAGCAUGAUGAAAGCAUUCGAAGGCACAUGGAACAGAUUGAACAAAGAAAAGAAAAAGCUGCUGAGUUAAGCAGUGGACGGCAUGCAAAUACUGAUUAUGCCCCCAAACUGACUCCUUAUGAAAGAAAGAAGCAGUGUUCCCUCUGUAAUGUCCUGAUCUCUUCAGAGGUGUAUCUUUUUAGCCAUAUUAAAGGAAAAAAACACCAGCAAGCCGUAAGAGAGAAUAGCAGCAUUCAAGGGCGUGAACUUUCAGAUGAAGAAGUGGAGCAUCUUUCAUUAAAGAAGUAUAUUAUUGACAUUGUGGUUGAAAGUGCAGCUCUACCAGAACCAUUGAAAGAUGGAGACGAGAGGCAGAAAAAUAAAAAAAAAGCCAAAAAGAUAAAAGCCCGGAUGAACUCCAGGGCCAAGGAAUAUGAGAGUUUAAUGGAAACAAAAAACUCUGGAUCUGACUCACCUUAUAAAGCAAAACUUCAGCGAUUAGCCAAAGAUCUUCUAAAACAACUACAAGUACAAGACAGUGGCUCAUGGGCAAACAAUAAGGUUUCUGCUUUAGAUCGGACCCUAGGCGAGAUCGCUAGAAUAUUGGAAAAAAAGAAUGUAGCAGAUCAGAUUGCAUUUCAAGUUGCUGGUGGAUUAACAGCCCUUGAACACAUUCUUCAAGUAGUAGUCCCAACCACAAAUGUGAACACAGCCUCACGAAUUCCUCUUAAGUCUCUCUGCAAUGCAAUCAAUGUUUACAACCUCACCUGCAGUGACUGCUCAGAAAAUUGCACCGAUGUUCUGUUUAGUAACAAGAUUACCUUCUUAAUGGACCUCCUGAUACACCAGUUGACGGCCAGGUCAGGUACAUACCACCAGGUGAUAGUUAUAAGCACUGGUGCAUGCUGGGAAGGUAACAUUCCCCUGCCCUUCAGAGACCACCCACCCCAGGAUGGAAUGUGUUCCAGACUCAGGUCUGAAGUCCCAGGAUUCACUGCAGCAGGCCUAACAAGGGAAGCUAGGCUCCUGCAGGCCACGAGCGUUCUUCAUAUGACUGCCAGAUUGUUAGGGAGGUUUUUCAGUUUGUGUUUACUUUAUGAAGAAACUGCCAAAUGCACACCAGGGAGGGGAUCACUUUCUCCAACUGUGGACUACACCCCUGUCCUAACCACGAAGCCCGGGGCUGGCUCCCCUCCUUCCCAGGUGCGCCAUCCGGGCAGCCGGGACCCAGCCGCAGAGAAAGCCCUUCAUUUAAAGAUUGGAUCUUUCUCCGGCCUGAAGGGGAUACCUCCCCACCAUUCGUUGUCUCUCCCAGUUUGCAAUCACGCACCUAUGGCCCGUCAGGUUGUCCCGGAGAGUCCCUGGAAGCGACUGCCUCCCGGACUCUCGAGUUCACAGUCCUUGAGCUUCAACACUGCUUUGUUUAAAGAAGGAAGCAAAUCACUUACAGAAAUAACUGAUUAUUCAGGACUAAAUCUAAGGAAAUUGUUACUUGAGAUGCUUUACCCAAACCUAUUGUUUGCUUGUUUGAGGGGUCUAAGCCUAUGUUUGUUAAGAUUUAUCUUUGAAGGUGACGAUAUUGCCAGCCUGUGCAGACUGAUAACACAUAUGUUUCUCCCCACAUCUAGCUACGUGGUGAACAUAGGCCUGAUCAACAAGCUUCAUGGCUGCUUCCUCUCUGUGCAAGGCCCAGUGGAUGAGAAUCCCAAGACGGCCACCUUUCUGCAGCAUGCUGCAGGACUCUUGCAUGGAAUGUGCAUGCUGUGCUUUGCUGUCACCAGAAGGUCAAACAGCGUAUUUGACAAUAAUCGCCAGGAUCCCACAGGACUGACCGCUGCUCUUCAAGCCACAGACCUGGCUGGAGUUCUGCACAUGCUCUACUGUGUCCUCUUCCACGGCACCAUCUCGGACCCCAGCACAGCCAGUCCCAAGGAGAGUUACACUCAGAACACAGUCCAAGUGGCCAUUCAGAGCUUACAGUUCUUCAACAGUUUUGCAGCUCUUGAUCUGCCUGCUUUCCAGUCUAUUGUAGGGGCAGAGGGCUUGUCCCUUGCAUUCCGGCAUAUCGCCAGCUCUCUACUGGGCCACUGCAGCCAAGUCUCCUGUGAAAGCCUCCUUCAUGAGGUCAUCGUCUGUGUGGGCUACUUCACUGUCAACCACCCAGAUAACCAGGUCAUCGUACAGUCUGGCCGCCACCCCACGGUGCUGCAGAAACUCUGCCAGUUGCCCUUCCAGUACUUCAGUGACCCACGACUGAUCAAAGUGCUGUUCCCCUCACUUAUCGCUGCUUGUUACAACAACCGCCAGAACAAGAUCAUUCUGGAGCAGGAGAUGAGCUGUGUUUUACUGGCCACAUUCAUUCAGGAUUUUGUACAGACUUCAGGUCAGGCAGAUAACCAGCUUUAUCAGCCCAAAGGAAAAUCCCUUGGUUCCCAAGACUAUCUUGAGCUGGCUAACAGAUUUCCUCAGGAGGCCUGGGAAGAAGCUCGACAGUUUUUUUUAAAAAAAGAGAAAAAAUAAAUGAUUUGGUUAGUUCUGUAUUUGAGUGCCCUUGUUAAUAUUUUAAACUGUUCAAACAAAUGUUCUAACUGUUCCUUAAGAAGCUCAUUUUCACAUGUUUAUACUCUCCCCCUGCAUUGUAGAUAUGGUAUAUACUUUGCACUAUUUAUAAUGACUGUAGAUACUUUAAUGUUCUUUCUAAUUCUGGAAGUUGAGUUUAUUUCACUUAUGCACAAUAUUUUGGAGUUCGGUUACCUACAUCCUAUGAUAAUAUAUACUUUGCAUUUGUAAUAUGGGUGAAAUUAGACAUAAAAUUAGCAAGUCUGUUUUGUUCUUGUAAUAAAAUAACUUAUUCUGUUUGCA